AUGACUGUUGCAACUGAGGGCCGGGCAUGCUGUUAUAGCAGCGGUAAGACUCUCUUUGAGGAGUGGCUUAAGAGACGCCACGGCGUCCUCAUCUUCCACCUUACGCAGGUGCUUACCGGGCACAUCAGCUUCUGUAGGUUCCUGUUUCGGAUCCAGCGGGCGGAAACGACCAAGUGUCGUCAUUGUGAGGACCACCUAGAGGACACGGUGGAGCAUAUGGUGUUGGUGUGCCCUGCUUGGGCUGUGCUACGCCGUGUCCUCGUGGAAGUGAUCGGCGUCGGCGACCUCCCGCGCCCGGCCUUAGUCGAGGCCAUGGUCCGUACCGAGAGGAACUGGGAAGCCGUCUCCUCUUCUUGCGAAGCAGUGAUGCUCUCAAAGGAGGAGGCGGAGCGCGGGAGGGAACUAUCCUCCUCGCGCCCCAGCUGUAGCAGUAGGCGAAAUUCCGGACGUCGGGGAUCAAGAGAUGUCUCCGACCACCGUAAGCGCGGGUCUGCGGACGGCAAGUAA
Messenger RNA from Spodoptera exigua (beet armyworm), 507 nucleotides. The record is from the annotation of a GenBank genome assembly. Lineage: Eukaryota; Metazoa; Arthropoda; Insecta; Lepidoptera; Noctuidae.